Pyricularia grisea is the source of this 1504-nucleotide messenger RNA. RefSeq lists its product as uncharacterized. The record is from RefSeq and is a predicted model, not a curated record. The transcript has 2 exons. Gene Ontology annotation, molecular function: phosphatidylinositol transfer activity. Bases 121 to 1305 code for a protein of 394 amino acids. Lineage: Eukaryota; Fungi; Ascomycota; Sordariomycetes; Magnaporthales; Pyriculariaceae.
CUUUUGUUAAUUCUUCCUACAUCCGUAAAUUCGGUUUCGCUUCUCUACACUAGCUUCAACUCUUCCUUUCGUACCUGCAUUCAUAACGCUUUAGCUUGCGAAAAACUUGGAACAAAAAUCAUGGCAACCGCUGCACCUAACGGAUCCGCUCAGGACCAAGCGGCUGUGGGCAUUCUAAAGACGCCGAUUACUGCUCCCCUCGAAGGGUGUUCACCUCCCGCUAAGGACCCUCUAACCAAGGAACAAGAAACCAAGUAUAAUUGGCUCUUGGAGCAAGUCAAGAAAUGGACUGAAGUUCCUUCCACCAAGGGCAAAGGCGGUCCUCUCACCGAUUCUGAGCGCAUGUGGUUGACCCGCGAGUGCUUGCUGCGAUAUCUGCGCGCAACAAAGUGGGUUGAGAAGGAUGCGGAGAAGCGCCUUAGGGAGACAUUGACGUGGCGGAGGGAGUUCGGCGUUGCCGACCUGACUUGGGAUCACAUUUCGCCCGAGCAAGAGACAGGCAAGCAGGUCAUUCUCGGCUUCGACAAGGAGGGGAGGGUGUGUCACUAUCUCUGCCCCGGCCGGCAAAACACGCAGCCAUCUCAUCGCCAGGUUGAGCAUCUGGUCUUCAUGCUCGAAAGAGUAUUGGAUCUUCUCCCUGCGCAGCGCGAGAAGCUGGUGCUUCUCAUCAACUUCAAGCAGGGCAAAAACCGCUCCUAUACGGCUCCGGGCAUUGGACAGGCCCGUGAAGUCCUCAACAUCCUGCAAACGCAUUACCCGGAGAGGCUUGGGCGCGCCCUCAUUGUGAACGUCCCAUGGGUUGUGCAGGGCUUCUUCAAGCUCAUCACCCCCUUCAUCGAUCCUCUGACCCGUGACAAGCUCAAGUUCAAUGAGGACAUGAGCAACUACGUUCCCAAGGAGCAACUUUGGACAGAGAUCAGCGGCGGUGCACUCGAGUUUGAAUACGACCACUCGGUUUAUUGGCCUGCUCUUCGCAAGAUUUGCGAAGAACGUCAGGCCGAUAGGGAGAAGAGGUGGACAGCCGGUGGCAAGCAGAUUGGAGAGCUUGAGGACUACCUUGGAGGAAAAGCUAGCCAGGGAAUUGUGCCGCCUUCUGCUGCAACUACCGAUGCCACUGCUACUGCCACUGCCACUACCACGUCUGCUGUACCCACUGCUACCCCCAGCGCGGCCGCUCAAGAGAGCGCUGCACCAGAGAAGCCAGCAGUUGAAGCAGCAAAGAAGGAUGAGGCUGGUGCAGUAACGGAGAAGCAAGCUGACAAGGUUGAGGAUUUGAAAGUUGACGAGCUGAAGGUCGCCGAAUAGACAAUGGGAAUGAUCCAUAAAUUACCUGGAGAGAAGACGACAGGCAGGAGACAGGUGCAAGGGGACAAUAGAGCAACAGUACCCCACGAUGCGCACCGGGCAUCAUAAUUCAUUAUUAGACACACUUUAAUGUUGAAAUUAUCAUUGGAAGAGUGCAGUAAAUAUAUGUAGAGAAUCAAAUGCAAAGGACGAAAUCACA